GCGGUGAACAUCUGGCUGAGAGUGAUGUGUGCAUGUGUGUGAGAGGGAAACUGCGGCCGAGAAGAUACUGAGAGGAAACUUUUAUGAUAAAGGAAACCUUGUGAAGAACCUGCUGUUGGCGUUUGGGUCUGUCAAAGGCCGAUCGGAGCUGAAGCAUGGACAGUGAAGUGGAAGCAAUGAACACCAGCCUUGACAGUCCUCUGAGCCCCAGGCACCUGACCGGGUUGGGGAUGAACUGUCUUCUUGGCCAAAAGUACAGACACUCUGGGCCCGGCCUCGCCAGUCCUCAGGAGUACAACCAGUGGCUGCCUUAUCGCCAUGACGCCAGCCUGCUGCCCAUGAAGGAAGACCUUGCCUUCUGGCUCAACUACAUCCUGGAUGUGGACCUCGCAGCAGACAGUCUGAUGGAGAGGUUGGAUAACGGCGUUCUCCUCUGUCAGCUGGCACAGCUGCUCCAGGACAAGAUGAUGCACACCAACAAUGGCAAGCCUUCAAUAAGAAGAGUGAUCCACUGGCGAGCUGACGCAACUUCUGGAUCAUUCUUCGCCCGAGACAACACCGCCAACUUCCUGUACUGGUGUCGAAAGAUUGGCGUUGAUGAGGCUUACCUUUUCGAGUCAGAAGAUUUGGUCCUUCACAAGCAACCGCGGGAGGUGUGCCUGUGCCUGAUGGAGCUGGGACGGAUUGCAGCCAGGUUUGGAGUGGAGCCUCCGGGGCUGGUGAAGUUGGAGAGGGAGAUAGAGAGGGAGGAGGCGGGGUGCUUAUCUCCAUCCUCCCCUCUGCCCUUCUCCUUUUUUCCUCCAACAUCAUUGUAUUCUCCAUCACAAUCAUCCCUACCCCGCGCCACCUCCCCUCCUCCCCCUCCACCUGCGCCCCUCACUCCGAGCACAACCGGUCUGUCUGAACCCCUCGCUGCCUCCCUCGCCUCUGAUCUUCCAUCAGCCACAACAAACCCAGUGUCUACAUGUUUAUCCCCUCCUCAGUCCUCCCUCUCAGCCUCUAACCCCUGUACAACCACAGCCUCUACACAAACACCUUUGUUCUCUUCAUCCUGCACCGCUGACACAUCUGCCUCAGCUCCACCGUCCGCACCCUCGCUGAGCCAAACCCUGGUAUCCACCACCAAAGUCUCCUCCACCACAAUAAUUAGCCACACUCCCACAGCUACGCCUCCCAUCACCUCCCCACCUGCAGCUCCUCGCUCCUCCAAAAGAUCCACAACCCGGAGGAGCACAGGCCCCAACAACAUUUUGGAUGAUAUUGUGAGGAACAUUAUAGAAAACCCUGCCUGCAGCUGUGCCACCAGGUUCCUUGUUGAGAAGCAACCUAAGGGCUGCUACCGUGUUGGAGACAAAGUCCUCUAUAUACGAAUGCUGAAUGAGCGUCAUGUGAUGGUGCGUGUGGGCGGAGGCUGGGAGACCUUCAUAAGUUACCUGCAGAAACACGACCCCUGCAGAGGGGGUGGACCUGUUGGCAGAUCUGAGGUCAGGGUCUGCAGGGACAAAGCAAAGUCACCCAGUGUGAGCAUCUCACCUGACAGCUACAUGGUGGUUGGUGCUCAUUACCGGAACAAGAAGUAGACUCUCAAACUGCUCUGAACAUCUCACUUAAUCAGACCAAACUGUGCGACAUCAGUGAUUUAACAUAUUGCUUUUUACCUCAAGUUUAAAAGGAGCUCCAAUUCUUUCUAUUUAAGGUCCACAGUGUAGGAUUUAGAGUGAUAUAUUGGCAGAAACAGAGUAUAAUAUAAUGUCUUGAGUAUAUAAUCAGCUCAAAAUAAGAAUUGUGUUUUCUCCAGAAAGGGCCAUUCACAUGUUCAUGUUUUCGCUUUUUCGUGUCGGCCAUCGUAGUUAGCAGCCCCCCCGUGAGAACUCUGCGGAUUAUUCAGCUCCUGGUAAAGACUGUCUGAAUAAUGAACACCCAAGGAAAUCUAACCAGGAGUUCACACUUGGCACAUGGGAGAAGUUUCAGCUGGUUGCAAUCUGCAUUACUCACCACUAGAUGCCACUAAAUCUCCCUAAAUCUUACACACUGGACCUUUAGAAACUGUAGAUAUAACUGGUUCAUACCUGAUUGUUAUCGGUAUAAGUUAUCCAACCUACAGUACAGGAACAACUUGGCAACAAAGCUAUGUCUGUGUAGUAUGCAACAAUUAGUCAAUGAGCAUAAAAUUAAUCUUCAGGGAUCUUAAUGAUCGAUUGAUCAUCUCGGUCACUUUUUAGGGACAAUCCAAACAUUUGUUUGUUCCAGCUUCUUCAAUGGGAAGAUUGGCUGCUCUUAUAUGUGAUAACAAACUGAAUGUCUUUUGGUUUUUGACCAAUGAUUGAACAAAACAAGCAAACUGAAUACAUACGAUUUGACUUUAUAACAGGAAUUUCUCACUAUUUUCUGACAUUCUACAGAUUAAAUGCAAAAUAGAGAAAAUAAUCAGCAAAUUCAUCAGUAACGAAAAUAAUUGUUAGUUGCAGCAUAGGCAGAUUAUGACAUAAUGGAUGAUUGGUACAACACAUGGUUGUUUCUCCCCACAGAGCUGAAGGGCCAAUACUGCAUAGACCAGUGGUUCCUAACUGGUCCAACCACAGGGUCCAGAUUUCUCCUCAGUCAUUAGUUCAAGGUCCACACAGUUUAAUACAUUGGACAUCAUACUCGCAUUUGGCCAUGACGUCGAUCUAGUUUGCUGUGUCUGUUAGGUAGCUGUCUGUUAGUCACUCACUCUACAGCAGAAAACAGCACUUCAAAAUAAAAGC
Molecule: messenger RNA, 2747 nt
Organism: Epinephelus lanceolatus (giant grouper)
Lineage: Eukaryota; Metazoa; Chordata; Actinopteri; Perciformes; Serranidae
Gene: gas2b
Product: growth arrest-specific 2b
Biological process (GO): actin crosslink formation
Cellular component (GO): actin filament
Molecular function (GO): microtubule binding; actin filament binding; cytoskeletal adaptor activity
Source: RefSeq, a predicted model, not a curated record